CCCACAAUUGUGAAACACGAGCCUAAAUCCGUAGCCAAACAACUGCCUGGGUAGCUAAAAACCUGUUCGGUUGGACUAUGUUAGAGAAAACGUGCUUUGACGUUGGAAACCCGUAAUACGGUCCGAAUCACGGUUCCUGCCCAGAGAAUCUACUCUAAUCAAAAAGCAUCAUGUCCGGACGCGGUAAGGGAGGCAAAGUGAAGGGGAAGGCAAAGUCCAGGUCUUCCAGAGCGGGACUCCAGUUCCCGGUCGGUCGUAUCCACCGUCUGUUGCGCAAGGGCAACUACGCCGAGCGAGUCGGUGCCGGCGCUCCCGUCUACUUGGCCGCCGUCAUGGAGUAUCUCGCUGCCGAAGUUCUCGAGUUGGCCGGCAACGCUGCCCGUGACAACAAGAAGACCAGAAUCAUCCCUCGUCACCUCCAGCUGGCAAUCCGUAACGACGAAGAGCUCAACAAGCUGCUCAGCGGUGUCACCAUCGCUCAGGGCGGAGUACUGCCUAACAUCCAGGCAGUCCUGCUGCCCAAGAAGACAGAGAAGAAAGCAUAAGCUGGAACCUCGUCGUCGAGCGCAAAAAACGGCCUUUAUAAAGGCCACCACUUAUUCUGUCGUUUUUACACUAGCUAUACCGUCCACGUGUGUCAUCUCCAAUUCAUUUGCUGUUCACAUUAUUACCUACUCCGUUGGUUUGCCGUCCAUCGUUCAGAUGUUGACAUGAUUAACCUUCGUCAUUUGCAAGUUAAUUGAAUUCAGGUAUAUCAGUUAAAAUACAAUAUUCUUAAGAAAUACGACCAAAGGAGCGCAUCUUAACACUCUUGUUGAAGAUUUAAGACACCAAGUACCAAAUACUUGCAAUCAAAACUGAACA
Macrosteles quadrilineatus (aster leafhopper) is the source of this 864-nucleotide messenger RNA. Its product is annotated as histone H2A. NCBI's taxonomy places the organism in Eukaryota, Metazoa, Arthropoda, Insecta, Hemiptera, Cicadellidae. The coding region runs from base 171 to 545 and encodes 124 amino acids. Gene Ontology annotation, molecular function: protein heterodimerization activity; structural constituent of chromatin; DNA binding. The transcript has a single exon. Gene Ontology annotation, cellular component: nucleosome. The record is from RefSeq and is a predicted model, not a curated record.